Messenger RNA from Drosophila ficusphila, 1137 nucleotides. RefSeq lists its product as uncharacterized. The transcript is spliced from 2 exons. The coding region runs from base 261 to 980 and encodes 239 amino acids. Lineage: Eukaryota; Metazoa; Arthropoda; Insecta; Diptera; Drosophilidae. The record is from RefSeq and is a predicted model, not a curated record.
UUGUAGAUAAUUAAAGCAGUCCUAGACUUAAAUUUCAAGAAAAUAUAACUUAAAAAAAACCUAAAAAUUAAUUGAAAUCUUGCUUAAAAUAAGACAUACGACGUCAAGAUGACACUAGAAGUCCAAGAUAGUAACAAAAAGCGCUCCAUAAAAAAAAAAAAAAAAAAAAAAAACAAAUUCAAGCGUAAACCAAUUUGGCAUUUCUUUGAUGAGCGCACUACAAAGAAUUGUAGCUAAAUUUAUUAUAUAAAGGUGGGAGGAUGUCGGCCAGAAAAAGACUUAGGGCUUCUACGCAGGAGUGGUGCGAUCGGAACUCGAAACCAAAGUCUCCGAGACUCACUCCCCGUGUCCGUCCGGAACCAACUCGAUGGCAAAAACCGGGUCCCAUGGACCGAAACGAUUGGGCCAACUUUCAUAGUCGUUACCAAAUAGAAGCUGCGGCUGCGGUGGAGAAUGUUUUAAGAAUGGAAGGUGGCAUACAGAAAAAAUGCGGAAAAGUAUGCAAAGAGAAAAAGACUUCAGAGGAUAUUGAAUCUUUGAAGGAAAACGAGCAGCGACUGAGCAUGCCGCGUUGGCAGCGUAAGAAGUAUAUCCCUCCGCCACCGGAGGAAUAUCCCUAUCGACCUCGAAUAACUGGCAAACCCGUCCAGUGUCCGGAACGUGGAAGACCCGUGAAAAGGACUGCGGUUCCUCACUGCUUCCAGCAUAUAGAGCUUGAGAUUGAGUUUUGGGCCAAUCUGCGGUUCCCUGUCUCGCAGAACGCACUCAGAGCCUCUCCCAAAAAAAAGAUCCUUGAACUGUCUCGGCCGCGGAAAUGUCCACCGAAACCCCAUUGCCCGGGGCCCAACAAUUCCGAGGAUCAAAUGCCAAGACGCCGGAAAAUGUCACCGCGACAGUGGCGACUUCAUCUGCAGCGCCUCGAAUUUCUGUCCAGGCCAAAUCAACGUGUUUUGGCCGAGCUAUUGUGCUGCUGUACCUAAAUUAACCGAAAAGCUCAGCCCUAAACUACAGAUUCUUUAACUAAUGGAAACCAAGUUCUCCAUUUAGUAAAAUUAACUGUAGUUUAGAGUUGAGCCCUUUGGCUACAACUCAAAUUUAAACUAUGAAAAAUAAAACUAGCAUGAAUAUAACUCUUAA